AAAAAGCUUGCUUUGCCUCUAUCUCGUGCUGUGGCGCUUUGACGCAUCUGUUCCCGUCUUCGCCAUGGUGUUUGUGCAGAUUGCCGUUUGGUCGGCGCUGUUGUCACUGUGGUGCAGUUCCCAUGCCUUGAAGACCCUGGAUGACCAAGAUGCUGCGGAUGCGGACGCAGUCGCUCGAUGCUACAGUGGUCCAGAACAGAGCGUGUGGGAGCUGGUUAUGGGAAAACAGAUUGACAUCGGUGCUGCAUCUUCCACCUUGGAGCUGGCUAAGAAGGCUGGUGUCGGACCAGGGAUGAAUGGAGUUGAGCUGAAUUGCAACAAUGGUGGAGGAAUGCGCACCCUUGUUCGCUUGGCUGGAGUCGACUCCAUGAUUGGAGUGGAUCUGACUAAGUCAGUGGUAGAGACUGGCAAGAAGAGGACAGAGGAAGAGGGGCUGAGUGACAAGAUCAAGUUCAUCAACAAGAACUCCUUGGAGAAUGGACUCCCUGAUGCUUCCGCCGAUUUUGUGUACAGCAAGGAUGCUUGGUGCUACAUGCCUGACAAACAGCUCAUCAUUGAUCAAGCUGCUCGCAUCGUGAAGCCCGGAGGAAAAGUCAUGUUUACGGACUGGAUCGAGGGUGAGGGACUCUCCAAUCCGGAAGCGCAGAGAUUCUUGAGCCUUAUGACAUUCCCUGCCAUCCCGACGGUGAAGGAGUAUGCGCAGAUGCUGGAGAAGGCACACUUUGAGGUUGAAGUUGCUGAGAACAGUGGCCGCUUCUCACCUGCCAUGGACAGCUAUGUGCACAUGCUGAAGUUGCAAGCAGUGUACGAUACGAAGAAGUUGCUGGGUUGGGAUGAUGAAGCUUAUGACAAGUUGAUCUCCGAUUUUGAGUUUAUGGCCAAACUUGCUCGUGAAGGAAAGAUCAUUCAGGGAAUGUUUGUUGGCCGCAAAAAAGAUGUGCAUCGCGAGAUGUGAGUGAUGUAUGAUGAUGUGGAUAGUGCAGGCCAGGCACUUUCCGGAAAGUUCCUUGCACCAUUGUAGCAAAGUUGUUCUUGACUUUUGAAGGCUCCGAUGAAUUCGGUUUCAAGGCACUGUAUUGCAAUACAGUAGCCGAUUAUGAGGGGCCAUUGCUUGCACAGGUCAAAGAGCCACUGUUCCAUUUAGGGUGAGACUUGAGAGUGCCCUGCCACAUGUCCUUUCCAACAUAUCCCCAAACUAUUUCUUCCGAUGGACACAGUAUUCAGUUCGCUGAGAUGGAGUGGAGUGGUAGUGGCAAACGUUAUUCGAUCAAGGACAGUCAGUGGCGCGCUCGCAUUUUCCUUGCCAAGUCAAAGCUCAUUAGUACCCACAUUAGUAUUCACGAGUGUAAAUGCUCGUGAUGUGCUCCUGCCUUGAAGCUUCACUUCGACUGCUCAUCGUGGAGAAUCUCUAUUCUGGUCGCUUGCCGAAGGGCGCAAGCCCCGAAGUGCGUGGACAAAGCAGGAGGGGCGUCGGCU
Durusdinium trenchii is the source of this 1476-nucleotide messenger RNA. The record is from the annotation of a GenBank genome assembly. NCBI's taxonomy places the organism in Eukaryota, Dinophyceae, Suessiales, Symbiodiniaceae.